AAUAUAUAAAGCGUCAGAAAAAAAAGAAAAAAGAAAUAUGAACUGUCUUCUCCCUCCCAAAGUCAUCAUUGCUCUGGCGAUAUCUAACAGAGCCUGGAACCUCGACGAGCACAGAGUGAGAUGGCGACAGACGACUCCACGUUUUUGAAGAUACGCGACGCAGCUACUGCAAUAGACGAGAAAGUGAACCUCGUCGGUGUUAUUAUCGAGUUCGGUUUCCCUAGGAAACCAACGGCACUGAUGAAAACAUUCAACCAGGAGCCAUAUGCCAUUUUUAGAUUUUGCCACAGGGAACAAGACAAAGAUCUUAUAGCAGGCCUGAGAGAUUGGUUCGUAGGUUUGAAAUUUGAGGAAGUUAGGAAAUAUAAGGAGCGAUUGUCGUUGAAAGGGAGCCGGAUACCUGGUGCUUAUAUUCUCAACCUACAGUGCUGUCAGAUGUUGAUGAUGAUCCUAUACCAUUUCUCACAUUAUUGGAUGGGUUCUCACUUAUCCAGGAAAACAAUCCAAUUUCCUUCACUCACAUUCUCCAUUCUGAUCGGGACCUAUCAUUGGUAUCAAAGCCUCGCCACCAUGACCACCAACAAGGAACGAAUAGAAAAUUUGGAGCACAUUGUCAGCAACAUAUAGGACCACCUACCGCCGCACCAAACACAAAUCGUGGGAGGAAAUGCAGCGCUGACGAGCCCAAGAGCUCUGUUUCAACUGCGACGGGAGGUUUACGGCCGACCAUCGAUGCCGCAAACCUCAGUUGCUCCUACUUGACGGAACGGCAGAAAAUGAAGAAGCAGAAGGGGCGGUCGAAGAGCUGGAGAUUUCCUUACACGCACUCACUGGGUGGUCGUCGUCCCGCACCAUGCGUGUCCUUGUCACCGUUCACAAGCAACAGCUGGCGGCCUUGAUUGAUAGUGGGCCGACCCAUAAUUUCAGCAGUGACAAAGUUGUGGAUCGGCUUCAGCUUCCAGUGGUGCCAACUACUCCUUUCCUGGUCAAAGUAGCCAACGGCCAACCGCUCAGUUGCCACGGAAGGUUCGAAAAGGUUGAUAUCAACAUCCAAGGUAUGGUCUUCAAACUGAAUCUCUACUCAUUACCAUUGAUUGGGCUUGAUUUAGUUCUAGGGAUUCACUGGCUUGAACAAUUGGGAUCUGUUAUGUGCAACUGGAAAAAAAUUACUAUGGAAUUUAUUUGGGAUGGCAAGCCGAGUCUGUUACAAGGGUUGAAUGGCCGACCUAUGCAGAGAGCCUCUGAAAAAGAGAUGAGGCAGCAAAAUGCACUCUUUGCUGUUUGUAUGCAAACCCCCAGCACAGCCAGCUCGGCCACGGCCAAGGCAGACCUCCAAGAAGUUCUUGAUCCUUUUGAAAAUAUUUUCAGAGAGCCUGAUUCUCUCUUACCAGCCAGAGAGAUUGAUCACAGAAUCAUUUUAAAGGAAGGAACAGAACCCAUCUGUUAGUCCAUACAGAUAUGCUCACUUUUAGAAGGCAGAAAUUGAGAGACAAGUCCAAGACAUGUUGAGAUUGGAUAUCGUCAAACCGAGUAUCAACCUCUUUUCAUUACCUGUCCUUUUGGUUAAGAAGAAGGAUGAAAUAUGGAGGUUUUGUACUGACUAUAAGGCAUUGAACUCGGUCACCAUUAAGGACCGUUUUCCUAUUCUCACAAUUGAAGAUAUGAUUGAUGAGUUAUAUGACGCCACUUUCUUCACCAAACUCGACCUAACAUCCGGAUACCAUCAAAUCAGAAUGCACCCUUCAGAUACUCAGAAGACAGCAUUUAGGACUCACAAUGGGCAUUACAAAUAUCUCGUCAUGCCCUUUGGCCUGUGCAAUGCACCAUCUACAUUCCAAGUAGUGAUGAACUUUAUCUUCAGACCAUACUUGAGAAAGUUUGUAUUGGUAUUCUUCGACGACAUCUUGAUUUACAGCCCUAGUUGGACUUCUCACUUGGAACACUUGUGAUAAACU
Carica papaya (papaya) is the source of this 1955-nucleotide messenger RNA. Its product is annotated as protection of telomeres protein 1b-like. Gene Ontology annotation, biological process: telomere capping; regulation of telomere maintenance via telomerase. The record is from RefSeq and is a predicted model, not a curated record. Lineage: Eukaryota; Viridiplantae; Streptophyta; Magnoliopsida; Brassicales; Caricaceae. Gene Ontology annotation, molecular function: G-rich strand telomeric DNA binding; telomerase inhibitor activity. Gene Ontology annotation, cellular component: nuclear telomere cap complex.